Messenger RNA from Aspergillus homomorphus CBS 101889, 1354 nucleotides. RefSeq names its product E2 ubiquitin-conjugating protein UBC8. Gene Ontology annotation, cellular component: nucleus. The transcript has 7 exons. Gene Ontology annotation, molecular function: ubiquitin conjugating enzyme activity. Gene Ontology annotation, biological process: protein polyubiquitination; ubiquitin-dependent protein catabolic process. NCBI's taxonomy places the organism in Eukaryota, Fungi, Ascomycota, Eurotiomycetes, Eurotiales, Aspergillaceae. The coding region runs from base 351 to 914 and encodes 187 amino acids. The record is from RefSeq and is a predicted model, not a curated record.
CCUAACUCACUAUCGGUCCCUCUUGUACUACUUCUUCUCCUCCUCACUCCUGACUCCUCACUCCUCCUUCUUUCCUGCGCUUUGGCAUACUACUCGCAUUCCUCUACUCUCUUUCUCUCUCGGCAUCUUUCGCAGUCAGACCCAACACGUCAGUUCCUCGCCCCUCGCCUCUCUCUGCCUUAUUGCUACCCAGACUCGCCCCGCUCAUCGCUUCCCCGCUUCAACCUUGGGGAAAGCUUCGACCUUCAACACCUGGACUUUUCUCGCCGCCUGACUCUCCUCAACCCCGUUCUUACACUCUUUAAGAUAGAAGUCAUCUUUGAGAUCUCGAAACUUGUCAAUCAGUCAAGAUGAGCAGCCCCAAGCGGAGAAUUGAGACCGAUGUCAUGAAGUACGCGAUGUUGAUGAGUGACUACGAGGUGACUCUGGUCAAUGAUAACAGGCAAGAAUUCUACGUGCGCUUUAAGGGUCCCGAGGAGACGCCGUUCGCUGGUGGCCACUGGAAAAUUCACGUCGAGCUCCCCGACCAAUACCCGUACAAGAGUCCCAGUAUCGGCUUCGUCAAUCGGAUCUUCCAUCCGAACAUUGAUGAACUCUCCGGCUCCGUCUGCCUCGACGUCAUCAACCAGACCUGGUCACCCAUGUACGACAUGAUCAACAUCUUCGAGGUCUUCCUCCCCCAGCUCCUCCGUUACCCCAAUCCGUCCGAUCCCCUCAACGGGGAAGCAGCGGCCAUGCUCAUGCGCGAACCUAAAACCUAUGAUGUCAAAGUGAAAGAAUACGUCGCCAAGUACGCCAGCAAAGAGGCCGUCGACGAAGCCGGAGAGGAUACCGAGUCGGAAGACGAGCUCAGUUCGGCCGGAAGCUACGAAUCCGGCGGCGAGGAACCGGCCGGAACGAUGGAUGAUGUUUAGCCCGUCUUCCAUCUAUCGAUGCCGCUCACCUUUCAUUACCCCCACGCACCUUCCGUUCUUGGUUUGGGCAUUAUACUCCAUCUACAUCGCAUUGGCAUUGCCGUCGUCCUUGUUUCCUUCCGUCUGUUUCUUCUACCUCCCGGUUUGCGAUUGAAUAUCUGAGAUGAACCAUCCCCGGUGUCCGGCUGGAAGGCGUUUUCACGGCGGAGUCAUGUUUCCCUGAUGUUUACCGGCGCAAAUGGAUAUCUUAUCUUCUUUUAUCCCAUGGGGACGAGGGUUCAGCCAGUCAAUGUACCUGGUUACUCAGGUGUUGAGUACUCAUCUCCCUGCCACUGUUCCUUCAAGUUCUUGUGUUUCAUCUUUCUACUCUCUGCCAAAGAUAGUACAGGAAAUCCAAGCUCCAUGACUGUAUAUUAAAGCAUGAAUGCCAUGUCAUUCGG